UCCGCAGCCUACUGGAAUGCCACUCGAGCCUUCAUGAUCCUCUCUGCCAUGUCAUGCUUUGCUGGCAUCAUCGCAGGAAUCCUUUCCCUCAUCCACUUCUCAGCCUUCGAGAGGUUCAGUCGCUCCUUUGCUGCUGGGAUCAUGUUCUUUGUUUCGACUCUCUUUGUUCUGCUUGCAAUGGCCAUUUACACCGGCGUGACCGUGAACUUCCUGGGCAAGCGCUUUGGCGACUGGCGCUUCUCAUGGUCCUACAUACUAGGCUGGGUGGCUCUGCUCAUGACCUUCUUUGCAGGUAUAUUCUACAUGUGUGCCUACAGAAUGCAUGAGUGCAGGAGAGUGGCAGGCCCUCGUUAAACAGGAAAUAAUGUGCAAAGGCUGCAAAGGAUAUCAAUUCCCCUCUGAAAAAUUGGAGAAUAGUUUUCUGUAAAAUAAUAAAAAUUGGAAAUGUGCAUAUGCAUAGACCAUGUGUUGUUUAUUAUUGAAUUAUUUGUAAUUUUUGAUCUGAAAGCAUAUCAAACAGUUUUAUAAAUGAACAUACAUGUUAAAGUUUAUAAUAUUCAAUAUAUCAUGAUAA
Cheilinus undulatus (humphead wrasse) is the source of this 574-nucleotide messenger RNA. RefSeq names its product lens fiber membrane intrinsic protein-like. The transcript has 3 exons. Gene Ontology annotation, cellular component: plasma membrane. Gene Ontology annotation, molecular function: structural constituent of eye lens. The record is from RefSeq and is a predicted model, not a curated record. The coding region runs from base 34 to 354 and encodes 106 amino acids. Lineage: Eukaryota; Metazoa; Chordata; Actinopteri; Labriformes; Labridae.